This is a messenger RNA of Eurytemora carolleeae, 306 nucleotides long. Its product is annotated as transmembrane protein 14C-like. The transcript is spliced from 3 exons. Gene Ontology annotation, biological process: regulation of heme biosynthetic process. Gene Ontology annotation, cellular component: mitochondrial membrane. NCBI's taxonomy places the organism in Eukaryota, Metazoa, Arthropoda, Copepoda, Calanoida, Temoridae. Bases 1 to 306 code for a protein of 101 amino acids. The record is from RefSeq and is a predicted model, not a curated record.
AUGGCAGUUGAUUAUCCCGGGUUUGCAUAUGGAGGAGCGGUUGCUCUAGGAGGGAUAAUGGGAUAUGUUAAGAAACGUUCUAUUCCUUCCUUGGUUGCUGGAGUUGCUUUCGGGUCUCUGGCUCUUUUUGGGGCCUAUUUGGUUUCUCAGGACAAUAGAACAAGUUCCAGUAUCCUACCUGCUCUUGGUACAGUGAACCAAACUACAAGAGAAGAUUUUAUGCCCGCGGGACUGAUUGCUCUCCUCUCGCUGGGAAUGGUCGCUAGAUACAGUGUACUAAUGUACAAUGCUCCUUCACAAUCAUAA